GAGAAAACUGUGGCUGGGUCUGCGGGAACCGCACCUAUGGCUUCCGUGCUGUCCUACGAAAGCCUGGUCCACGCCGUGGCGGGAGCCGUGAGUUGUUUGCCUCUUGAAGAGUCUCCUGGAGAGGAUAGUGUCCAACCCAAAGGUCAUGUGGUGUUUUCAACUGCUUAUGUCACACUGGUAUAACAUCAGCUGAAAGGAAUAUUAGAAGUGAUAUGUUAAAUCAUAAUGAAGUUUUUAAAUAAGGGAAGCAUGACAGCAAUGACAGUAUUUUUUCCCUUGGAUACAGCUCGACUUCGACUUCAAGUUGAUGAGAAAAGGAAGUCCAAAACGACACACAUGGUGCUCCUGGAGAUCAUUAAAGAAGAAGGCCUCCUGGCACCAUAUCGAGGGUGGUUUCCAGUCAUCUCCAGUCUCUGCUGCUCCAAUUUUGUCUAUUUCUACACUUUUAAUAGCCUCAAAGCAGUCUGGGUCAAAGGUCAACAUUCUACUACUGGAAAAGAUCUGGUAGUUGGAUUUGUUGCAGGAGUGGUGAAUGUGCUGCUAACAACUCCACUCUGGGUAGUAAACACCAGACUGAAGCUGCAAGGGGCAAAAUUUAGGAAUGAAGACAUUAUACCAACCAACUACAAUGGUAUUAUUGAUGCUUUUCACCAGAUCAUUCGUGAUGAAGGAAUCCUGGCUUUAUGGAAUGGCACAUUUCCCUCCUUGCUGUUGGUCUUCAAUCCUGCCAUCCAAUUCAUGUUCUAUGAAGGUUUAAAACGGCAGCUUUUAAAGAAACGAAUGAAGCUUUCUUCUUUGGACGUGUUCAUCAUUGGUGCAAUAGCCAAAGCAAUUGCCACCACGGUCACCUAUCCUCUGCAGACAGUACAGUCAAUUCUGAGGUUUGGACAUCACAGACUGAACCCAGAAAACAGAACACUGGGGAGUCUUCGGAACAUUCUCUAUCUUCUUCACCAACGAGUCAGGCGUUUUGGAAUAAUGGGACUCUACAAAGGCCUUGAAGCCAAACUGCUGCAGACAGUCCUCACUGCUGCUCUCAUGUUCCUCGUUUAUGAGAAACUGACGGCUGCUACCUUCACAGUCAUGGGGCUGAAGAGCGCACGCAAGCGCUGAGGCACCUUCCACCGCCAGGCACUCAGAGAUGCUCAAGACAGGGGAUCCUUCUCUGUGAAGGGAAGCGGUUCCCCUUUUACUUGCUCCUUCCACUGAGAAUUUUACCCUCAUUGGCUUGAAAUGCAUCUAAGUUUACACAUGGAGUAUAGCCAGCUUGACCUGUUACCAACUUAGUUUUUACGAUGGUUGGUUGAAUUUUGUGGGGGAGGUUGGGCCAAUGGCCAUAUGAAAAGAAAACCUAUUGAAAACCUAAAAAUGAAAGUUUAUGGGGGUUUCUUGGUUUUUUUUGAGGGGAAUGGACUCUUGCUUUCAUGUAUAAUCUUUUCCAGGUAAAGUCUUUUUUAGAUUUGCCAGAUGGUCCCUUUCCCUUGAACCCUCCCCCAGGUCCUAGGGCAAAUUUGCUACCAUGUAAUUCUCCUCAUAUACUUUUGUAUGUCUUCAUCUUGGUAUUUUCUUCACUAAAAAUGUUAUGACUAUGCCAUAAGCAUGACUUUAUUUUUCUUGGCAUUUUUUCCCUCCUGCUUAAGGAAAGGUAUCUUCUUUAGUGUGUGAGCUAUUUAUUUUGUGGGGGAAAUGAAAAUUAUUAAUUCCAAAUGAUUCUCUUAUAAACUAUUUGUAAAUAUCAUUUAUUUAGUAUUUGACAUAAUUUUAAAAUAUUUAUUUUGAAUCAACCUUUUCACUACAAAACUUGAGGUUUUGCAUUCAUCCAUAUAGGCUCCAAUAAAUUGUCGGCACAAAAGUCAUUCUUAAAAGUUGCCCUUUACAGUAUUACAUUGAGUUUACAAGCAGCUGGUAAAAAUCACAGAAAAGGGAGAGGGAGCAGAUACCUUGUUUAGGCUCUGGAAUAUUAUCUUCUUUUAUAAACUCUUGGUAGAGACUGUAUAUUUUGAGAAUAAACUUGAUUGAGGUUA
Mesoplodon densirostris (Blainville's beaked whale) is the source of this 2024-nucleotide messenger RNA. It is a transcript of the gene SLC25A17, whose product is annotated as solute carrier family 25 member 17. Gene Ontology annotation, cellular component: peroxisomal membrane. NCBI's taxonomy places the organism in Eukaryota, Metazoa, Chordata, Mammalia, Artiodactyla, Ziphiidae. Gene Ontology annotation, molecular function: FAD transmembrane transporter activity; ATP transmembrane transporter activity; NAD transmembrane transporter activity. Gene Ontology annotation, biological process: transmembrane transport. Bases 226 to 1113 code for a protein of 295 amino acids. The record is from RefSeq and is a predicted model, not a curated record. The transcript is spliced from 10 exons.